AUGUCUGUCCUCAGCACUGUCGUAACCGCCAUCAAAUCUUUAAACAGGACUUCCCCAUACCAGAAUAUCUUGACGGUAUCCCCGGAGCAAACACAACAGCUUGAAAUAGUAAAACGAGAGGAUUUUCCAAAUGUGCGAAUGAAUCUAGCGGAUAACAUCUUUUUGCCCGAAGAGAUGGCCGUGGCUUGGAGCCAUGUUGAGACCCUGAGAGGGAUCGAUACGCUCACAGGCCUGGAAUGCCGUCGUCGUCAGGACCUUGAGUCUAUCGCCCAGAAGCUGGGCACUCACACCUGCCAACAACUUGACAUUGCCCGGCACCGAAUGGAUCCUGUCUUGAAUCACAUUGAGCCCAUGAUACAAACAAAUGCUGAGGCGCAGGCUCAUUUUCGGACAGUCUUCCUUGGCGCAAGGAUCUGUAAAAGGCUGUUUUCCGAAGCCGGCGUUGCUUCCGGAUGGACAGAGGAGGUCCGCCCGGCGCUGAUGGCGUACAUGGCUAUCAUCGAAGAAACCAGGCAAACAUUCAUCAAGAUCUGUGGCGACAGACACCACGCUGCACCUCCUGACGCAACCAAAGCAAGCACCAGUUCAAAAUCGGAAUAUAUCAGGUCUAUUUUGAAAACGUCAACGUCAUCAUCUGGCCAGAGCGUUUCUUCCUCGGGAUCCUAUUCAGAACUCUUGGUGCAUCCUCUGCUUAGGGAACUAGGCCUCAGUGAAGAGUCUUUGUUCAAAAAGGGCUUGCGACUUCCAGCCACCAAUGCCAAUCACCUUUCAUUGGACAGUUCAGCAUCGUCACACCCCCCCUUCCCAAUUUGCACAAUUCAGCGCGAAGAUAACCCGUCAUUAUCUGCACUCACACAAAAAUUACAUGACGGUGUUCAAACAACUUCAACCAUACCUGACCAGGCAUCCUUCAACUGCCAUGAUGUUGCACAUACCCUUGAAGAUUCAGCAGAGAGAAAGCUUGCCGAAGCACCUGAACACGACAUAAAGAUAAAUGAUACCGCAACUCAAGAUUGCAAAAAUGGGACCCAGGAUGAAGAUGCUGAAAGUCCAGGCCGCAAUCAUCCUGCUUUGAAAGCUGCCAAGUCCUCAGUGACUCUUCGACAGCAGAGAAAGUACGACACACUGCCAGAGAGGACCCCGAACUUGCUCAAGCCAACUUGGAGAUCAACAGAGGGAAUAUUCGCCAAAUUCAGAGGACAAGACGAGGAUAUCAAAGUGGCUGCCCUCGGCAUCCCUUCUGUUCCACUUACUGCCUCCCAACGACGCCCAUCAAAAGCGGUGCGAUUUUCUGACAAGUAUAUGAACCUGGAAGACGGAGAUGAAGGAUCACCGACGACACCUAUGCCGGAAAAUACCGAGAAAAGCACCGAGGCAAGGGGAAGACAGAACACCGAUCCCUCAUCAAAAGCAGCAGCUACACUGGGACUGCCAGAACUUGCAAAGCCGCUGCAGCAGAAUCACCGAAAGGGAGACCUGUCUGCUUUGGUUCCCAAUCCAAGCUUAGAUUCAAAAAAUGCCACGCUGAAGGUUGGGACAAACGCUGUCGCUGGAAGUGGCUACCGGGGACAAGGUGGCGGCUUGACCCUGUCACCGCGACUGGGCAAGCUGGCCUUUGAGAUUGCCCCAUCGGAGUCGCGCAAGAAUCUCGAUUUUGAUGUAAAGCUCUUUCAGAGACAAUCCCUUCUUGUUGCAGCGAAAUCGCAGAUCGAAAAAGACAGGGAAAGAAUGAACAACCACCAAGCCAGCGGACAAGGAGAGGACGGCAAAGUCGCAGGACCGGCUUCCAGCAUUUCUCAUUCCAGCAUUCGCAGCAAUGGCAGCACUGCAAGCACUGCAGCGAGCUUUUCUGGAUUUUCCCUGUUUGGUGGCAACGACCAACAGCAGGAAAACGUCCCGUUCUUCCAUAGUCUUCGGCGGUCUUCACGCAGGCAUCAGCAAAUGCGCUCUGUGACGCAACCUGCGACCAGCCUUAAGGCCGCAAUAGACCGAGGCAUGAACAUGGGAACGAGCCGGAGGGAGGUAUCCUCCGCUAGCGAACCGGCAGCAGCUUCCUUGAAGCAAGACGACAGCAAGGGUGACAGCAGUCCUUGUGCAACCAUGGCCGACUUUGGCCUACCGCAAGUGCCUUUGGACAUUGCCGGGGGAUACAUGCUAGGCCACGAAACAUCCAAGGUCAAUCGAGAAAAACGUGACGCGUGGUUUCAGGAACAGGCCGCGAUAGAGAUUCGCAAUCGCAAGGAGGAGCAGCGAAGGGCCGCCGAAAGGGAGGCAGCGCGUAAGCUGGCCUUGCGGGAGAAGGAGGUAUUGCGAGAAGCAGCUCGCGAGGCAAAGAAACAGCAGAAGUUGGACAGCCAGGGCGGGAUGUCGACACUCAGGGGAUGGUUCACGUCGAAGAAAGGUCCUGGAAGGACGCGGCUGUCUCGCAAGAUGUCUAUGGACCAACACGAAGAGCCAUCGGAAACAGGAGCAGGUGGAGAAGGAUGCGAGGCGGAGACAGACUCCAUUAUGACUGAGUCCGAGAUGGCGAACGAGUCGGGUCUGGAGAACCGUGUGGCUCGCAAGGGCAAAAAACCACUCACAAAGGAGGAAGCCUGGGAGCUUUACUCGAUCCGACCGCCUCUCAAACGGCACUCCAAGAAAGAUUUAACGUCGAAAACCGAUCGACUUGCAUUGUCUCCUGAAAUUCAGGAGGGAGGCAAGGAAAGCACGGCGAUUUUGGCGCUGCGGCAGCUGGGGCCGAUAUCACCACCGCCGAGUGCACCACUUCCUCCUCUUCCAGCAUCUGCCAAAUGGAACCAGGAACCAUUGACGGACUCUGCGCUGAUUCAAGUGGCGCAGGAGACAGCUGCUCACCAAACUACCUCAUUGGACUGUCCCGUGGAGACCAGCCUUACAAGACCCGAUACUCCGCAGUAUUCAAAGAUGUCCGAGACAGCUGCUUCGUCGCCGGAGUCGCGUGUAGCAGGAGGGGACAGUAACGAGAGCAGCACCAGCGACGAUGACACAGAAGACAUGGGUGAGGACGCCGAUACGGCCGUAAAGGCCGAGGACGAGGAGAACGAAGACGAAACAGACGAAUCUUCUGCUUCUUCAGAAGCGGCACGGGAAGAUGCCUCUGCAUUUGUGAAAUUGGAGGCAUCAGAGAGCGAUGGCGAGGGCGAGGACGAGGAGGAUGAGGGAGAGGAAGACGAGGACAAGGACAAGGAUGAAGAGGAGGAUAAUGAGGAAGAAGACGGGGAAGAUACCGAAAGAAGUGCCGUUAAAACGGAGGAACCUGAGAGCACUAGCGAAGAAGGAACAGGAACUUCUACUUCUGCGUCUAUUUCCGAAGCAGUUGUGGAUGCGGUGGAGAGUGAUGAGGAAGACGGAGCCGGUGAGUUAUCCUCUGGGGAAGAUAUUCCACUGCCGCGCAGACGGCUCUUCUCGUCAUUGGGUACGAAAACCAAGCCAACGCCCGCACAAAACGACAGCCUGGCCAGGCAUGCAGCCCAACAUGAGUUGCAGCGGGAUGCGGCAGUUGAGGAUGUGGCGAUGCACGACGCUGAGCCGGCCGAAGACCCGCCACGAGACGACAGCGGCGCCGGCGCGAAAGAGGUGUCCGACGAGACAGCGGCAGAUACGUAUAGCAGCUCCGACGAUAGCAUGGAGGAUAUUCCAGACGUGCUGCCGGAAGGCACCGCGGUCGAUCAUGCCGGGGACUACGAAUGGCCGGCCGACAGCGAUGCGCAGAGCCCAGACGCCGAAUCGGACCACCGGACGGCAACCGUUGCAGUGACGAACUCGAAGCGACAACCGGUGGUCAAGAGCGCCAAGAAGGGCCGUAAGCAGGUCCCGAAGCCGAGUAUCCUGGAGCGAAAUGGCGAAGAAGACAUCGAAGUCCCAGGCACGCAAACCUCGUCGAUACCCAGCACACAGCCCCACGAGGCAGGCUUGAUCGAGAAUACGGUCAAAUCACCGAAGCUGGCGAGGAUGAGAAAACCGACAAAAAACACGCCGUCGACACCAGCCGGACCGGUUGCAAAGACUGCAGCCAAGAAGGUGCAGCGGACACCGGCAUUACAGCAGGCGAAGACGCCAGGCUCAUCCGGCGUAUUCUCGGCGGAGAACUUGCGACAUCUGGAGGAAGUGGCAGCGGGAAUGAUCGACGAGCGAUCCCUGACGCAGCACGAGUUUAACGACAUGGUGCAAGAGCCGGCGGCUCAGCACAAGGAGCUGUGGAAUGCGAUGCAGGAGGCGUGCCCCAACCAGGCGCGGAAGAAUGUGAUGUUGCGGUGCCGGCGCAUGUUCCAUAACUACAAGGAAAUGUACCGGUGGACGGCCGAGGAGGACGAGGAGCUGGGAGAGAUGGUGGAGAAGCACGGGCACAAGUGGGCAGUGAUUUCGGGGCUGCUGAACCGACACCGAGAGGACGUGCGCAAGCGAUGGGAGGAGCGGGUGGUCUGCAUGCAGGACGGACGGCUGUUCAACUGGAAGUUUGAGGAGGAGAAGAAACUGGCGGGGAUUGUGGGAGACAUGCUGCGGACGAUCCAACAAUCACGCGGACAGGACGUGUUGGAGGUCAACGCAGAAGCGGUGGCGGACCUUUCGUGGACGCAGGUGAGCGAGCGGAUGGGACACACACGAACGGCACGGCAGUGUCGGGUGAAGUGGAACGACGUGCAGGCGGCAUACCAUUUCAACGAUAGGGGCGAGUUGAUUGGGCCGCCGGCACCAGCAGAGCCGACGCCAUCGCAGAAGCGAGCGGCGACGAUUGAGGCGAUGGGGAAGAGCAAGUUGGACGCAGAGAGAGGCAACGGCAGCGGCCACGGCAGCAGAAAAGGCAGAGACGACCAGAAGGACGAGCAAUGGCCGGUGCUGUUUGCGGGCGACGGAUACGAGAAUGGCGAACAAGUGCCGGAGACGGCGCGCAAGAUCUCGGACAGGGUGCGACGACAGCUGCGACGGAUGAGUGCGGAAGACAAAUACCGACUGAUCAAGUCGAUCCGGCAUUCGAAUGUUCUCAGUGAGCGCAAGAUCCCGUGGACGCGGUUGGUGGACGAGACAUUCCGCAACCGGUGGCGACGACCGACGCGCGAGCUGGUCUGGAGCCGACUGAAGCGGACAGUGCCUGACUACGAGAAGAAGUCGGUGCAGGCGAUUGCGAAGUACCUAGUGGACCAGUAUGACCAGCAUCAAAAGCUGGGCGAUGCGUGGGACUACGACUUCGACAGCAUUGGCGACAAGGACUUGACUCGACCUCGAGCGACAAGAGAAUCGGCAGCAGGACCGCCACGAUUUGGCCGUGCAAACAGCAAACGAGGAGCUGUUUACAGGGCGUAUAAGAGCAAUCGGCUGGUACUGGAAGAGGACGUGGAGGAUGAUGAGGAAGGGGAGACAGAAGGCGUUCACGACGUGUCGGAACAGGCAGAGCUGUCAGCAACGCUGUCUGGACGCCGGCAACACAGCAGCGUGCGAGAAAACGAUGUGGACGUGCCGGAAUCAGAAGGAGAGACAACGAGGCGGAUCCGAAAGAGAAGAGCAGCAGCCGAUCCGUACUUCUUUGACGAAGACGGCGAUGGAGGGCUGGCAGCAGACAAGGGCGAGGCAGAAGCGACGGCAGAGGACGAGGUCGGAGAGGCAGACGCAGAGAAGGCGGAGCAAGGAGAAGAAAGCGAGGAUGUCGACAAGGAGGCAGAAGGUGAAAGCAGCCAGAAGAGCAAAGGGCGCCGAGGGAGCAUCGACCUGGGCGUGGAGACGGAGCUCCCGGCGCUUGUAUGGCGGCCAUUAGCAUCAGGGUCGACAUCGCAGGACAGUCUGGGCGGAUCACAGCCAACGCCGGACAGGUCGAGCAAAGCGGCAAGACUGGAGCUGGGCCGUCUGAGCGGAUCACAACCAACGCCGAGAAAGUCGCAAUCACAGCAGUCUAAGCGGAGGCGACCGGCAGACCGGCUUGUCGAGGACGAGAGGGUGUCGGCAUCGGCGAAGAAGCAGCGGACAAAGCGGUCUUUCGACGUCAUGUGCUCCACCAAGUCCCCUCUUUUCUCUUCUCUCGGUCCACCGAAAGGGGAACGACAAGCGAUAAGUAACGACGACAGCCCAGCGCCAUACAGCUCUUCUGACGCGGCUGACAAGGACCAAGCGAGAGAAAAGACUGUGCGACGGAAAAGACGACAUUACUCUUGCAGUUUACAAGACUUUAUUCGACCGACCAUCGAUGCGUCUGCUCUCCUGCCAGCAAACGAACAAGCAGUCGACGCGGCAUCGAAGGAGCAACAAACAGAGCGACGACGAUACGACGACAGCGUGCCUGUGCAUCCGAGCGGCAGCGCCAUGUCCCACACGCAGGCAGCAGCGGCGGCAGUGCAGCCAACGCUGAUCAACAUACCGCAGCCGCAGUCGAAUCCGGACACGCCGUCAGAGAUGCCCGGCACGCCAACGAGCACGACGACAUCGCUGUCUGCACUGUCGACGACGGCAAUCAAGGAUGGUCAGCGCGGCGGCGGGAUCAAUAACGGUAGCGGCAGCCACGGCGGGCCUCGAGGCCAUCAGUACCACUCAUCGGCCAACAGCCUGGAAGCGGAGCGAGCGGACCGGAUUUCGCGUCUGACGGGCCUGUCGACGGUGUCGACGCUACGGGCAACGCGCGGCCAAGGAAGCCGUAUGGGCAGUGCCGGACGCGGUGGAGCGCCACUGGCGACGCCUCCAGGCUCAGCGUCUUCGCUGUCGGGUGGGCCAGGGUUUGCGCUCUCGGCCGUGCCGGGACCGUUGACACCGGCCUUUUUCGAUGCCCACGGCCAGCCGGUGGCGAUUACGAAGAUGAGCACAGUCGGCACAGCCAGUGCGACGGCCAGCCGGACAAACAGCGUCAUGAGCGGCCACACGCUGGGAACGGUGGAUGGUGACGACGACGAGGAGGAUGAUCUGAUGCUGAUGGACGAGGACGACCGGAUGAGCAGCGGCUUGGGCGACGAAGGCGACGACGACGACCCGGUGGACGACGACGACGACGGCUCGGCCAGCCUGGUGGGCUUUGGCGAGGGCGCCGGCAGCACGAUCUCGGGGCCGAUCUAUCAGCGUCAUCACAAUCUCGGAUUCGGAUUGGGACGGCAUGCUGGCUCGUCGGCCGGCGCCAUGGCUGCGUCGACCAUCUGGGCCGAGCAGCAGCGCCAGCAGCGACGGCUGCAGCAGAUCCAGGACGAUGUGUUUGUCGAUCGGGCCAUGGCCUCGUCGCCUACAUCUGCUGCUACCGGUCCGCUGCCUUUUGCCUCUUCUUCUUCCGUCAUCCAGGCCCAUCCCAGCGCCCUGCGCGAGACCCAGCGACCGCGCUCCCAUCAGCAACAGCAGCAACAGCAGCAACAGCAGCAACAGGGCCUCACACGUGAGCGCGUCGCCGCUGAACAGAUUCUGCGCAGCCUUGGUCGCCUCGACGGCCACGAGCGUUCGGUCUCGGCCUCGUCCUCAACCGGCCAGGAUCACUACCAGGCCUACCAGCUGCAGCAGCAACAGCAACAACAACAGCUGCAGCAGCCAGACCCAGCCCAUUACCACUACAGCCACCGGCACGCCAACAGUGGCAGCACGGCCAGCAGUCUGGCCAGCCCCAGCCACAGGAUCAGCCGGCGAUCCGGUCGGUUCAUCUCUGACGAGAGACGGUAA
Molecule: messenger RNA, 7638 nt
Organism: Grosmannia clavigera kw1407
Lineage: Eukaryota; Fungi; Ascomycota; Sordariomycetes; Ophiostomatales; Ophiostomataceae
Product: myb DNA-binding domain containing protein
Exons: 8
Coding region: 1-7638 (2545 amino acids)
Biological process (GO): regulation of DNA-templated transcription
Cellular component (GO): nucleus
Molecular function (GO): transcription cis-regulatory region binding; DNA-binding transcription factor activity
Source: RefSeq, a predicted model, not a curated record